Messenger RNA from Sparassis crispa, 1455 nucleotides. RefSeq lists its product with no specific name. The record is from RefSeq and is a predicted model, not a curated record. The transcript is spliced from 5 exons. The coding region runs from base 1 to 1455 and encodes 484 amino acids. Lineage: Eukaryota; Fungi; Basidiomycota; Agaricomycetes; Polyporales; Sparassidaceae.
AUGUCACGGUCUCAACCUACGCCUGCGGAAAGUUUGAGGAUAACAAUAGCUCUCGCUGCUCUCCGAUUCAAACCACCGGAACAGCCUUACCAUGCAUAUGUUCUUGACCUGCGCACCAAGUUUCCAGAAGACCAGUUGCGCUCGUCUGAACAAGACAUAUGGCGAGAACGCGCUCUGCAGCUUGAGGAAAGCCUAAAAGAAUUGCAGAUCAAGUAUGACUGUGAGCAUAUUGAACUAGUCUCUCUCCGUGAAGCCCAGCCCCGACAAUCAUCAGAAGCGCCUGUAGAACCACCAGCAUCAGCUGGGAACAAGAAGAAGCAGAAAAAGAAGGUGCCUGCGCACGUAUCUCCGGUGUCAUCGCUGAAAGCAAAGCCGUUGAAAUUUACCUUACAAACGGUACUGAAUGGUGCUGGCAAUGCUGUUAGUGUACCUCCUGGUCCUUCGACAAAAAGCUUGCUGUCGGCUUUGGAAACACUGGACCUAUGGUUAGCGGUACAUGCUGCUAACAAAGCUGUGCUUCCCGCUGCAUCUCUCACAGCGAUGGUGGCUCGCGCUAUCGACGCUCUGGGCGCACUUUUCGUCUCUGUUGUCCCUCCAAAUCACAUAAUCUCCUCGUCUGUCGGCAGCCUUGAAGCUUUGACAACACUCGUUCCUCGCCUACUCACAGCUGUCUUGCCCCUGCCGGACAGAGGCGGCCGCAAACAGAAGACUAAAUCAUCAGAGAACCUUGCUGUACUUGAUGAUGUUCUUGGGCGGUUGACUACUGCGAUCUUGGUUCCUCUCGUUCGUUCCUUUGCUCCCCUGUCUAGGUUCCAUCUGUCCACCUUACUGUCGCCGGAGAGAAACAAGCAGAAGCGUUCCCAAGCACACAAUCGGCAUGAAGUGAUUGAUAUUCGCGCAGAGACCCUUGCUCUUCUGAAGGCCACGAUAAUCACAUUGGACGAGCUCAUGACCACUACAAUGCUGUCCGCGCCCAGCAUCCACAAUCUCAAGCACCUCCUCGUCCUGGAAGCACUCCGCGAGCUACAGAGCCUGUACCCGGAGUCGUAUGCCAGUCCUGACGGCGUUCAAGGUGCAGCAAGCACAGCUUGGGCCCGCCCUCGUCUCACAGAGCGCAUCGAGAGGCUGAUCAGAAAGGACACCCUGUGGUAUCUAUGCAACGUCCUGCACCUCAUGUUCGCCACCACGCCUCAUAUUCGAUCACCCGCGCCUGUGGAUCUCCCGGACGAGUCGGACGGAUCGCAUGGGCUUCUGGAAGAAGCCGUAUACGCGGGCUUGUCGGCCUUGCUGCGGGGCACACGUCCGCAGGCGCAGCGCCCCGAUGCGGAGGAGGGUGACCGUGGGCCUGCUGCUUCAGACGGGAGCGCGAAGGCCCCCUGGCGCGGCUCGGUGAUGGGCGAGGUCGAGCGUGGGAUGUUGCUCGCAGUUGUGGAGCGCGUCUGGCUGGCGAUGUGA